Bombus pyrosoma is the source of this 1429-nucleotide messenger RNA. RefSeq names its product carboxypeptidase B-like. The record is from RefSeq and is a predicted model, not a curated record. The coding region runs from base 26 to 1300 and encodes 424 amino acids. The transcript is spliced from 8 exons. Gene Ontology annotation, molecular function: metallocarboxypeptidase activity; zinc ion binding. Gene Ontology annotation, biological process: proteolysis. Lineage: Eukaryota; Metazoa; Arthropoda; Insecta; Hymenoptera; Apidae.
AGUAGUUUCAAUCGAAACAGUCAUCAUGCGUAUCUUCUUUCUAAUCGCGACAAUUUUUGUCGCGGCUGUCCUAGCUACCGACGAAGAAGUUCUUCCUCCCUUGAAGGGGAUGCAGGCGCUCUCUAUUUCCUACGAGACAGCCGAACAACUUUCGUUGCUGAAAAAUUAUCUGGACACACCUGGAUUCGAUUUUCUAAGAAGCACUCAUGAGCUCGUGGACGUUUUCGUGACGGCGGACAAAAUCGAAGAGUUCAAAAAUUUCCUUAAGCAACAUCGUAUGAAUUAUACGGUUCUGAUCGACGAUGUUCAACGACUGGUCAUGCAAGAAUACAUUGCGCAAGGAAUGGAGCGUAAAUUAAAGGCACUAACUAAGAACUACGCUGCUUCUGGGAAUUUAUCCUUUACUUACUAUCCUAACUAUAAAGAAGUAAACGAAUAUCUAAACUAUCUAACGAACACUUACGGCGAUGUAGCCUCCUUAAUUACCAUAGGUAAUUCUUACGAAGGGCGAUCGAUGAAAGUUUUAAAGUUGUCGACGGGUGGGCAGAAUAAACCGGCUAUUUUUAUUGAUGGCGGAAUUCAUGCUAGGGAAUGGAUCGCUCCAGCAACAGUUCUUUACAUGGUAGAUCUACUAUUAACAAGUCACAAAAAUCUUUUGACGAAUAUCGACUGGUACGUUCUACCAGUUUUGAAUCCGGAUGGCUACGAAUUUACGCACAGUAAAUCCUCGAACCGAUUGUGGAGAAAAACAAGAUCAAACACGGGAGUGACUUGCAAGGGUGUCGAUGGGAACCGAAAUUACGACAUGGAAUGGAUGGGAAGUGGUGCAUCCAGCAACCCAUGUAGCGAUACUUACGCCGGGCCUAGACCAUUCUCCGAGCCGGAAAAUCAACACUUGAGAGAUUUUAUUUUGGCACGAAAAGGACAGAUCAAGGCCUACCUUACGUUCCAUUCCUACGGCCAGUACAUCUUAUACCCUUGGGGCUGGACGCAUAAGGUACCUUCUAACGAACUAGAACUGCGUAACCUUGCCAUCCAGUGUGCAACAGCUAUCGCCAAAUCUCGUAAAACUCAAUACACUUAUGGAACUUCUGCCAAUCUUCUGUAUCCAGCUGCUGGAGGCAGCGAUGAUUGGGCUAUGGGCAAAGCAGGUAUCAGCUUGUCGUACACUUACGAAUUACCUGGUGGAAAUUAUGGAUUCCUGUUGCCAGCAUCAGAAAUCAAACCUGUUGGUAUCGAGACAUUCGAGGCUAUCAAAGUGAUUCAUCAAUAUGUCACGGAGAAAUACGUUUUGCAUUAGCAAACGCAUAAUACCGUGGAUCAUCACGCUUGUUGUAUACAAUACAAAGUAUUCUUUGCUCUGUUGCAUCAACUCUCUAUAGGGAAAACAACUGAGAACCUCGAAAUAAAUUAAACCAAAUAAAUUAAA